GGAGUUUUUAGCACCACGUGGCAUGUUAUUUAAGAGUUUAGAUUAUAUACUUACCCAAAUGAAACCAAUUUGUUCAAUCAAAUAAAUAAACUAAUAAGUUAUGUAUUUUAGACGUUCGAAACAAUGUCAUCUUUCGUGCGACACAACCUUCAAAUAUUAUUCUUGAAGUGGGUUAACUGAUAACUAAGAAGCACAACACUAAAUUCUUGGCAGGUCGUAAAUACCCAACGAACUUAAGCAACCCAUUAAAUGAAAUUAUGCUGUGACCCCGAUAAAUCACUCAUAUUUCACCUUGCCUACAUUCAUUUGGCACUAUACUAACUGCCAGUUAGACAUAAUUCAUGAUUAUCGGUACCACCAACCAGCUUUAUAAAGCCACAGAUCCGUGAAUUUGCAAGCAGUUGACUAAAAGUAGUCAUGGCAAUCAUUGUAUUGGCAGUAAUUUUGGUAUUGUCUCAGGGGAUCCAAAGCCAGGAUAAUAUAUCCUUGGAUCCACUAGAGAAGCUUAACGAUGUCGUUACUUCUCGUCUAAAAGAGCGCCUUGAAGCAGCCACACCUGCUGAUUUUCCUGGCCAAUAUAAAAGACUUCAACAAGCUGCUGAUCUUCCGCUUUUCCAACUGGAUGAAAAAAUAAUGGCAUAUAAUGAGCUCAAUCUUCUCCAGCGGGCGGACAUCUCCUCGGGUUCAACUAGCGAGCCAGUGAUCCGGAAUGGAACCUCUUCCGAGGAUGGACCAGCAUUGCGACAGGGUACAUACACCCAGAUCGAAAAGCAAAUCCUUAGACUCCUUAGGAGGCUUGGCAUCUACGAUAGGUUCACUGUUCGCGUAUUCAAGGCAAUCUUCAGCGAUGAAGAGCAGCUAAAAAAGCUUAAAAAGAAGCUGGACGAGUUGGGAAAGAAGGAUAAGGACACGGACAAGGAUAACGACAAGGAUUUAUUGUGGGCCCAUAUCAUCGAUUUGUUUUGAUCCUUGUACAUCUAUGUAUUUCCAUUCUAUGGCCUAAAUAAAGAAUAAUAUUG
This is a messenger RNA of Drosophila simulans, 1019 nucleotides long. RefSeq lists its product as uncharacterized. The transcript has a single exon. Lineage: Eukaryota; Metazoa; Arthropoda; Insecta; Diptera; Drosophilidae. The record is from RefSeq and is a predicted model, not a curated record. The coding region runs from base 418 to 966 and encodes 182 amino acids.